Nomascus leucogenys (northern white-cheeked gibbon) is the source of this 1621-nucleotide messenger RNA. It is a transcript of the gene SYNGR2, whose product is annotated as synaptogyrin 2. The record is from RefSeq and is a predicted model, not a curated record. NCBI's taxonomy places the organism in Eukaryota, Metazoa, Chordata, Mammalia, Primates, Hylobatidae. Gene Ontology annotation, cellular component: synaptic vesicle membrane; neuromuscular junction.
AGCGGGGCGGGGCGCCGGGCAGGUUCCUCAGCGUUCCGUGGCGGCGGCGGCGGCGGCGGCGACAGCGACAUGGAGAGCGGGGCCUACGGCGCGGCCAAGGCGGGCGGCUCCUUCGACCUGCGGCGCUUCCUGACGCAGCCGCAGGUGGUGGCGCGCGCUGUGUGCUUGGUCUUCGCCUUGAUCGUGUUCUCCUGCAUCUAUGGCGAGGGCUACAGCAACACCCACAAGUCUAAGCAGAUGUACUGCGUGUUCAACCACAACGAGGAUGCCUGCCGCUAUGGCAGUGCCAUCGGAGUGCUGGCCUUCCUGGCCUCGGCCUUCUUCUUGGUAGUCGACGCGUAUUUCCCCCAGAUCAGCAAUGCCACUGACCGCAAGUACCUGGUCAUUGGUGACCUGCUCUUCUCAGCUCUCUGGACCUUCCUGUGGUUUGUUGGUUUCUGCUUCCUCACCAACCAGUGGGCGGUCACCGACCCGAAGGACGUGCUGGUGGGGGCCGACUCUGCGAGGGCAGCCAUCACCUUCAGCUUCUUUUCCAUCUUCUCCUGGGUAGGACGGCCAGGGGCCGGUUCUUGGGUAAAGGGUGGUGGAGGGUGGGGUCCCCCACCCACCUGUACCCCUCUGUGCUCCCCCUGCAGGGUAUGCUGGCCUCCCUGGCCUACCAGCGCUACAAGGCUGGUGUGGACGACUUCAUCCAGAACUACGUCGACCCCACUCCGGACCCCAAUACCGCCUACGCCUCCUACCCAGGUGCAUCUGUGGACAACUACCAACAGCCACCCUUCACCCAGAAUGCGGAGACCACCGAGGGCUACCAGCCGCCCCCUGUGUACUGAGUGGCGGUUAGGGUGGGAAGGGGGACAGAGAGGGCCCUCCCCUCUGCCCUGGACUUUCCCAUGAGCCUCCUGGAACUGCCAGCCCCCUCUUUCACCUGUUCCAUCCUGUGCAGCUGACACACAGCUAAGGAGCCUCACAGCCUGGUGGGGGCUGGCAGAGCCACACCCCAAGUGCCUGUGCCCAGAAGGCUUCAGUCAGCCGCUCACUCCUCCAGGGCACUUUUAGGAAAGGGUUUUUAGCUAGUGUUAUUUCCUUGCUUUUAAUGACCCCAGCCCCGCCUGGAGUGGCUAGAAGCCAGCAGGCACCCAUGUGCUACUGAGAAGUGCCUCAGCUUCCCCCCGGCCCGGGUCAGGCCGCGGGAGCCGCUAUUAUCUGCGUUCUCUGCCAAAGACUCGUGGGGGCCAUCACACCUGCCCUGUGCAGCGGAGCCGGACCAGGCUCUUGUGUCCUCACUCAGGUUUGCUUCCCCUGUGCCCACUGCUGUAUGAUCUGGGGGCCACCACCCUGUGCCCGUGGCCUCUGGGCUGCCUCCCAUGGUGUGAGGGCAGGGCUGGUGCUCAUGGCACUUCCUCCUUGCUCCCACCCCUGGCAGCAGGGAAGGGCUUUGCCUGACAACACCCAGCUUUAUGUAAAUAUUCUGCAGUUGUUACUUAGGAAGCCUGGGGAGGGCAGGGGUGCCCCAUGGCUCCCAGACUCUGUCUGUGCCCAGUGUAUUAUAAAGUCGUGGGGGAGAUGCCCGGCCCUGGGAUGCUGUUUGGAGACGGAAUAAAUGUUUUCUCAUUCAGUC